UAUUAUAACAUAUAACAUAUUAUUACAUAUUAUAUAUCAAAUAUCAAGAUAUGCAACAUAGUAAAGCUCUUCGUGGCUUUUAUUCCUUCUGCUUGGUCACACUCAAUUCUUGCCUCACCCUUUUUGAUCGUUUGUUAUUGCAACUCACACCCCUAUGCCAGCAAUGACAAUCUUAAGACCUCGUCAUGGCACCCAACUGUAGUGAUAGCUUUUCGCAUACUAUCAUUUCAUUGUUCUUUGCUUUUCUCCCACCACCCUCACCCUCACUUUCACUUUCACUUUCACUUUCACUUUGAAUUCCGAAAAUCGGCAUACACUUAGAUUUCAGCUUCAUACGUCGUAUAAUUCCUUACACAUAGAAAUACACAUAUACAUACCAUUUUUCUUAAACUAGCAUAAGCGAACAUGGAACCUUAUGAGGAGCUCAUAUCAUGGGCUACAGGCCAGGGCGUCAAGCUCACCGGCAUCAUACCUAAGCGUAUUCCCGGUCGGGGCAUCGGCCUCGUUGCUACCCGGGCGAUCAAGUCAGGAGAGGUCGUGCUCGAGGUCCCUGCAUCGUGUAUACGGAGCAUCGACACAGUCCCGAAGCCCCUUGUCCGGCAGCUGCCCAAAUCCAUCUCCGUCCACGGCCUGCUAGCCGCGGACCUCGCCCUCGACCGCUCCGGCCGGUACGCCGCCUGGGACGCCGUGUGCCCCACCCCCGCCGACUUCGCCGGCAUGCCGCUCGUCUGGCCCCCCGAGCUGCGCGCGUACCUGCCGCUCGCGGCGCGGGACCUGCUGGCGAAGCAGGACGCGAAGCUCGCGCGCGACUGGGCCGCUGUCGCGAAGGCGUUGGCGCAUGGCCAGGAGGACCUCGACGAGGCUCGGUACCGGCACGCCUGGAUGCUCGUCAACACGCGCACCUUCUACUACGUCAACGCGCGGCUGCAGCGCCGCUGCCCCGACGACCACAUGUGCCUGUUGCCCGUCGCCGACCUGUUCAACCACGGCGACAACGCGCGCGAGGAGUGCAACGUCGCGUUCGACCGCGCCGGCUUCGAGGUCACGGCCGCGCGUAGGUACGCCCGCGGCGAGGAGCUCAAGAUCUGCUACGGGAGCCACAGCAACGACUUCCUGCUCGUCGAGUACGGGUUCGCGAUGGACGGAAACAAGUGGGACGAGGCCAGGCUCGACGAGGUGCUGGUCCCCCAGCUGAGUGCCCACCAGAGGGAGAAGCUGGACGCGGUGGGGUUCUGGGAGAGGUAUGUGCUGGACAGGGAGACGGAGUGCUACAGGACGCAAGUUGUCGUGCGGCUGCUGUGCUGCGGGUUCAGGGAGUGGAAGCGGUUCAUGGAUGGGAUUGACGAUGGCGAGCGCAGUAAGCAGGAGGUAGCCCAGUACAUGAUCGAGUUAUUGAAAGAGCUCAGGCUGGAUGCCGGGAAUAUGAUUUGCCAAGUUGGGGCUUUAAAAGUCGGCGAGCCACAGCAAAGAGAGUCGCUGGCUGAUCGGUGGGAACAGAUUGAAGGACUGGCUGCUAUGAAUAUCGCCCGUCUCAAAGAGGAUCUGAAUAGAAAUCCAUUACCUAGGUUAGGAAGGAAGGUGUAGAACCUUUGGUAUAGAAUCUAAAACCUAGGUACUGAUUUAUCUCGACCGAGUAAAACAUUGAUGGGCGUUUAUCAUUAUAUACCUACAGAUACACAACAAGUCAUUGAAUAGACUCGUAUCCCAACGUAAAAAAAAAAAAAAAAAAGAUCAUCCAAACGCCAUUGUAUGCUGCCAUCCAUAAUCAACCUAUCCCUUAUUUUCUUUUUUUAGUGGCCCUACGUACUUUUUGGACUCCGCAUAAUAUAGUAGUAACACGAUACCUUGUACCAAGUAGAUCAUCCGGUGUUCUAGGUACCUAGGUAGCUAUCAGGAACUGGACGAUAGCCCCGACUCCUUCCGCAGAGACUCCUUGCGCGCCUUUGCUUCCUCGGCGUCGAGGAAAUCCUGGCGAAGCUUGUCCUCCUUCCGCUUCCGCAGGGCAUCUUCUUGUACCGUCCAUACUGUUUUUUUCGCCAUGUUAGCAUGUGUAGGUACGUGGUGUAAAUAAAUACCCUCUUGUGUCUUGUCCCCUUUCGUACCAAGCAAUGCGAUUUAUCUUGAUGGCUAGCCAUCAGGCGCAUGCACGCAGACAGAACAAAGCGCGACUCAUGAGACUUUGGUUGAUGACGCAAAGGUGGGUAGGGUAAGGUAGGGUAAGGAGGUGAGGUGAGGUGAUGUGAUGUGAUGUGAUGGAUUCGCAACGUACUCGGCUUGCUGGACUUGGAGUCG
Molecule: messenger RNA, 2292 nt
Organism: Hypoxylon fragiforme
Lineage: Eukaryota; Fungi; Ascomycota; Sordariomycetes; Xylariales; Hypoxylaceae
Product: SET domain-containing protein
Exons: 2
Coding region: 406-1584 (392 amino acids)
Biological process (GO): peptidyl-lysine trimethylation; peptidyl-lysine monomethylation
Molecular function (GO): protein-lysine N-methyltransferase activity; protein binding
Source: RefSeq, a predicted model, not a curated record